Molecule: messenger RNA, 1560 nt
Organism: Thermothelomyces thermophilus ATCC 42464
Lineage: Eukaryota; Fungi; Ascomycota; Sordariomycetes; Sordariales; Chaetomiaceae
Exons: 2
Coding region: 1-1560 (519 amino acids)
Biological process (GO): inosine biosynthetic process; adenosine catabolic process
Molecular function (GO): adenosine deaminase activity
Source: RefSeq, a predicted model, not a curated record
AUGGCCACAAUCAUCACCACCCUGCUUUGUGAUGCCCAUAUCGCCACUGACCACCGCAGCGCAGACUCGUCCUUUCGGCGGGGCCUCUCGCCCAUCGCGAGGGAGGCAUGUGAGAUAGUGUCCCGGAUCCGACGCCAAGGCACGAGGUCGCCGGCUGCCGCGGCGCCCGCCGAUUCGAGCAGGUUACGGCAGAUCCUGAAGCGCAUGCCCAAGGGCGCCCUCCUCCGUGCCCAUUGCCAUGCUCUCGUCGACGUCGACUACCUCGUGACAGCCGCCUUGGACAGGCCUGGUAUGUGCAUUUCGUGCCCCGUCGGGAGCCUCGCCGGUCAGCAUGCCAGGAGGGAGGCGGACUUCGGUAUCCAUUUUAGGGACAAGGCAGAUCCCGAUCGCUCUUCCAUAUGGGCCGCCGACUACAAGGCGGGCACUUUUGUCACCCUUUCCAAGGCAGCGAACGAGUAUCCCGAAGGCGGCAGGCCCGGAUUCCUGGAGUGGUUGAAGGGAAGAUGCAGGACUUCUAUGCAGGACUGUCAUCUCGGAAGGGGUGGGAUGGGUUCGACUGUUGGCCGGGGGAUCAUCGGCGGCAUGAUUUACUAUGAACCUAUGUGGCGAACGUUCCUCCAACGGGUCAUGACCAACAUGGUGGAGGACGAUGUCUACUGGCUUGAAAUGGGCCUUACAUUUCCGUUGGCUUUUUACAGCGAAGGGUCGGAGGCACCGGACCGAAACUAUGACCGAAUGUUCCAAGCGAUCGAUGAAGAGGUGGCCAAGUUUCAAUCUACCAGCCUGGGGAGGCAAUUCUGGGGCCUCCGCGUCGUGUGGUCGACGCUGCGCAGCCAAGAGUCCCGGGCGAUCGUCAACGACGCCGACAACUGCAUUUCAACCAAACUUCUGUGGCCGCAGUUGGUGGCCGGCUAUGACCUCGCGGGCCUGGAGAACCUGGGCAGGCCGCUCGCCGAUUCGCUACCCGAACUGUUCUGGUUCCGAAAACGGUGCGCCCAAGAAGACGUGCAGAUCCCCUUCUGCCUGACCGCUGGUGCAUCUCCCGGUGACGACGGCGACGUGGCCACGGAGCGCAACCUCUUCGACGCCCUCCUCCUCGGGACGCGGCGAAUCGGGAACGCCCUCGCUCUGCCUCAACACCCGCGUCUCAUCGAGGCCGUCAGAGACAGGCGAGUACUGGUAGAGAUCUGCCCCUCCCUGCCUGCCGGCGCGUCCAGGCAUUACCCUCUCUGGGUGCUGUUGGCGCAUGGUGUGCCUUGCGCCCUCUGCGACGACGAUUCCGGCAUCCUCUUCGGACAAGGACGUGAUGGAGCAUCGCGGAUGACCAACAUUUUUUGGCGUGCAUUGCUAGCCGGGGACAUGGCCGACCUCGCCACGUUAGGAUCAUUAGCUGAGAAUAGCGUCCGCUGGGCCGCCUUUGAGGAUCAGGACGCGGAGACGUGGUACGUGCGACCAAAACCUCCCCCCCCUUCCCCCCCCCUUCCUUCCUCUGCUGUCUCUCCGCUGUGUUCAGCAGUCGCUUGCUCGGCAAGCAGGCAGGCAAAGAAUCCGGUUGCCUAA